CCAUAUUGUGCGGCGGAGCCGGCGGCGGCCGCAGCGGCUGAUCUCCAAGUCUAUCUCCGACCGCGGUCCGCGGAGCCCGGGGCACGGGCCGAAGCCGAAAUGUCUCAGGCUGUGCAGACAAAUGGAACUCAACCACUAAGCAAAACAUGGGAACUCAGUUUGUAUAAAUUACAACGAACACCUCAGGAGGCAAUAACAGAUGGCUUGGAAAUUGUGGUUUCACCUAGAAGUCUCCACAGUGAAUUAAUAUGUCCAAAUUGCUUGGAUAUGUUGAAGAGUACCGUGACUACAAAGGAGUGUUUACAUCGUUUCUGUGCAGAUUGCAUUGUCACAGCCCUUAGAAGUGGCAACAAAGAAUGCCCUACCUGUCGGAAAAAGCUAGUUUCCAAAAGAUCACUAAGGCCAGACCCAAAUUUUGAUGCUCUCAUCAGCAAAAUUUAUGCAAGUCGUGAUGAGUAUGAAGCUCAUCAAGAGAGAGUAUUAGCCAGGAUCAACAAGCACAAUAAUCAGCAAGCACUCAGUCACAGCAUUGAGAAAGGACUGAAGAUACAGGCCAUGAACAGAUUGCAGCGCGGCAAGAAACAGAUUGAAAAUAGUAGUGGAGCAGAAGAUAAUGGUGACAGUUUGCAUUGUACCAAUGCCUCCACACACGGCAAAGGCCCUAGUAACAAAUGGACCAAAACCUCUGAUGAUUCAGGGCUUGAGCUUGAUAAUAACAAUACAGCAGUGGCAAUUGAUCCAGUAAUGGAUGGUGCUAGUGAGAUUGAGUUAGUGUUCAGGCCUCAUCCGACGCUUAUGGAAAAAGAUGACAGUGCACAGACAAGGUACAUAAAGACUUCAGGUAAUGCCACUGUCGAUCAUUUAUCCAAGUAUCUGGCUGUGAGGUUAGCUCUAGAAGAACUUCGAAGCAAGGGAGAAUCAAACCAGAUGAACCUUGAUACAGCCAGUGAGAAGCAGUAUAUCAUUUAUAUAGCAACAGCCAGUGGCCAGUUCACUGUAUUAAAUGGCUCUUUUACUUUGGAAUUGGUCCAUGAGAAAUAUUGGAAAGUGAACAAGCCCAUGGAACUUUAUUAUGCACCCACCAAGGAGCACAAAUAAGUUUUUAAAAUAAAUUCUGAGACUGAACUUUUUUAUAGCCUUUUUCUUUAAUAUUAA
Molecule: messenger RNA, 1155 nt
Organism: Perognathus longimembris pacificus (Pacific pocket mouse)
Lineage: Eukaryota; Metazoa; Chordata; Mammalia; Rodentia; Heteromyidae
Product: E3 ubiquitin-protein ligase RING2-like
Cellular component (GO): ubiquitin ligase complex; PcG protein complex
Molecular function (GO): chromatin binding; ubiquitin protein ligase activity
Source: RefSeq, a predicted model, not a curated record